This is a messenger RNA of Linnemannia hyalina, 2184 nucleotides long. The record is from the annotation of a GenBank genome assembly. Lineage: Eukaryota; Fungi; Mortierellomycota; Mortierellomycetes; Mortierellales; Mortierellaceae.
AUGACCUGGCAAGCAUACGUCGACGAUAACCUUAUUGGCACCGGCAAGGUCGCCAAGGCAGCCAUCUUUGGAACAGACGGAAGUCUCUGGGCCACAUCUGCUGGAUACAAUGUUGACCCUGUCGAAGUCCUCAAGCUGAUUGCUGCAUUCGAAAACACCGAUGAAAUCGCCGCCAACGGCCUCUUCCUUGAGGGCAAAAGGUUCAACUACCUUCGCAGCGGAGACGCAAGCAUCUAUGCCCUUGGUGAGGGUGGAGUAACGUGCGUGAGAACAAACAAAGCUGUCCUCCUUGGACACUAUGCCGAGAACAUGCCCGCAGGCGACAGCACAGUCGUCGUCGAGUCCCUUGGCGACUACCUCCGUGGCACUGGUUUUCUGGUGCCAUGGCAUUCCCCCGCCGAGUUCAUUCAGGUGCACCAAUGGUUCUACCCUCUUCCCACUGAGGAUGGGUCACCAGAUAUCAGAGCUCAGGAGUGUGCCGUUCGACGCGUGAAGGCAUGGGGGGCAAGAGGGAAACUGCCUCACGCAAUCGACUCGACAGCGGCGUUCAUGCAGGUCGUCAUCCGGGACUGGACACAGACAUGCUCGGACCAAGAUCUGCGACACAUGUACUCGAUGGUCUUUAUCCGGUUCGUCAAUGGCUAUGUCGAUGGCUUCCAGUCGUCCAAAUCUGCCAAAUCGAUCGCUUACCUGGCAGUCGAGAAGGUCGGCAUGCCGAUCUGGUUUGUGGAGCUCAGACAUACAGCCACCCAUGACUACUUGCCGAGUCUGACUAUCCUCCGCAGUGCGACAAACCAGGCGCUGACAUGGAUCAACAACAACUAUUGGAUGCCACAAUUGGUCUCUGUCAAGCUGGAUGAAACCCUGUCGCCAGAAAUGAUGACUGUCAUGUCUGACUAUGUCCGUACUGUCAUUACGAGCCACAGAUCCGAGAAGGAGAGGCAGCUUGAAGAAAACACAUUAUCGCAACCAAAGCACGAAGCACACAUCAUCGGCCGUCUGGUACGCGACCUCAUCAAACGCUGCCGAUCAGGAGACGAACUACUGAAUGUUUUGAUCCCGAUCUUGCUGGAACCAGGAAUGCUCGUACCCAACGCCAAAAAGAUGAGAGCUUCAGGAAGAGACUUGAGUCUGGACAGUCUUGGUCGGAUGGUUGACUUGUGCUGGAUGCCAUUGAUGAACAAGCUGCAGACGGAUCUGAGGGGGACGAACAACAAGGAUGGGGAACCUAUUUCGUUCUGGGUCGGACUUGUGGACGCCAUGCUUCAAAAACUGGUGGAUGCCAAUAAUGCGGUGCAUGCUGCGGCGUUGCCGACGGCUACUGCGGCUGAAAAGUCUGCAGCCAAGACGGGCAGCUACUUGAUCACGAUAUUGGCGUGGCUCAAGUACCUUAUCAAACUGAAUUAUGACCAGCAGCGCCAAAAACAUAGCAAUACACGAACAAAGGCAGGAUCAUCAUCAUCUCUCUCCUCAGGAACAGCCUCGCCCUCAUUCACCUCCCUCUCAGUCACAUCCCCCGACACUUCAACACCAACAUCUUCACGGCCCUCUGUCGCAGCCAUGGCUGCUCAACUCGUGGCAGAACAAGCGUCCACCAACCAACCAGCAGUCAUGUUCGACAACGACGACAUUAUCAACAUUGUCGAGGACUGUCUCCAGAGCAGCUUGAUCCAUGUCAGUCCCCUCAUCCGCUCGGUCCUCAACACUGUGAUUGAGUGUGAUGCCGACAUCAAGGAAAAAAUUGGACCACUUCUGAGACAGAUUGAUCAAAGGAUUGUUGCUGGCGGCGCUCAGGUCGCAGCACCUGUCCAGGCACCAGUAUCAGCACCAACGACGCCUGCUCCCUCUACCCCGACUAUGAACACUGUAUCUGUGAGAGGCAGUGUAUGGCACGAGGGGUCUAGCAAGGACGAUGAUACCAAGGCUGCAGAGCCUCAGAACGAAGACACCGUGAUGACUGAUUCUACCACAACAACACAGGAAUCUGAACUCGACCAGCCAUCUGUUGAUAACCUGGAAGAUGUUGUUGUUGAUGCUGCACUACCAACACCAAAAGCGUGGACACUUUAUGAAGCUGACUCAUGGCGGCCAUGUCCUUUGGGUUGUCUCCCUGGAGGAGUCGUUCCCGACCUGUCAUUACCUUGGGAACUGGAUAACCCACCAAUAGCCCGUGUCAUGAUUUAG